This is a messenger RNA of Pecten maximus, 2245 nucleotides long. RefSeq names its product beta-galactosidase-1-like protein 2. The record is from RefSeq and is a predicted model, not a curated record. Gene Ontology annotation, cellular component: vacuole. Gene Ontology annotation, molecular function: beta-galactosidase activity. The transcript is spliced from 18 exons. The coding region runs from base 188 to 2083 and encodes 631 amino acids. Lineage: Eukaryota; Metazoa; Mollusca; Bivalvia; Pectinida; Pectinidae. Gene Ontology annotation, biological process: carbohydrate metabolic process.
UCGCUAGAGUACAUUAGUAAUAUCAUUAUGCAUCUUAUCUCAAGGGCACGCGCUAUGUUUACCGAGUACCUGUGAACCUUAGGAAUGGAGGCCCUUUAAGUAAGGUUUAGGGUAUAGCUACACAAUCUACCUUGCUUGCCGCGGAGUUCUGUUGAGGUCAGCUAAAUCCGGGGAGUACUGCUGGGACAUGGCGGAAGUACCGUACGAAAGUCGUGGUAGCCUCACGUUUAAGAAUGGAGACUUUAUACUUGACCAGAAACCUCUCCGCAUCCUUAGUGGCACCAUGCACUACUUCCGGGUGGUGCCCGAAUACUGGGAGGAUCGCCUCCUCAAAAUGAAAGCCUGUGGACUAAACACCGUGGAGACCUAUGUAGCGUGGAAUAAGCACGAAGAAUAUCCGGGCAAGUUUGAUUUCGAGGGUAUACUGGACGUCAGGAAGUUUGUACAGGUCGCCCAGAAAGUUGGACUAUACGUAAUUUUCCGUCCCGGUCCGUACAUAUGUGCCGAGUGGGACUUCGGUGGACUACCAAGCUGGCUGUUGGCUGAUGAGAACAUGAAAGUCCGCAGUAACUACAAACCUUAUCAAGAUGCCGUGGAUCGAUUUUUUGCUAGACUUUUACCUUUAGUGACCGAUUUACAGCAUUCUAAAGGAGGGCCUAUAAUUGCCGUCCAGGUAGAAAACGAAUAUGGAUCUUACAGCGACGAAGUCGAGCAUCUCAUGUUCGUGAAAGAGUUGUUGCUGAAGUAUGGGACACAAGAACUGCUCCUCACGUCAGAAAAUAUAUUCGGGCUGAAGAGAGCGGCUUUUUAUCAACAUGCACUGCCGACGGCAAAUUUUCCGGAAAUGGGAGACGGUCAAAAACUUUUUGAUAUGAUCCGAGAAUGGAGUCCCGAUUUCCCUCUGAUGGUUAUGGAGUUUUGGCCAGGAUGGUUUGACCACUGGGGACAAGGUCACAAAGGACUGGCGAUGCCAUUGUUCGAGAACUGUCUGACAGGAAUAUUAGACGCAGGGGGUUCUUUCAACAUGUACAUGUUUCACGGCGGAACAAACUUUGGAUUCAUGGCCGGAGCAAACUACUUCGCGAAUUCAACGUACAAACCCGACAUCACAAGCUAUGAUUAUGACGCACCUCUAAGCGAAGCUGGCGACAUAACCCCAAAGUUCCUCAGAGCCAGAGAAAUUGUUUUCGAAAAGGUCCUGAAGCCAUCUGGUAUCUCCAAGUUGCCUGACCUUCCCCCGAAUACACCAAAAGCUAAUUAUGGAAAGGUGCCCUGUACACAUACGAUGAGCUUCAAUCAAAUGCUAGCUUAUGUAAAGAAUAACAUCGAAUGUCCCUCGCCAAUCCCAAUGGAACACCUCAAGAUACACGGUGGGUAUGGCCAGAACUAUGGCUAUAUCGUGUACCGUACAACUCUUCCAGCAGGGAAACGCCUACAGUUUUCCUCGCUUCCUCAGGAUAGGGCACAGAUCUUUAUCAAUGGAACUUUUAUUCACGUGAUUGAUUGGCGAAAUCCUGAUUUAGGAAUAAACGUCGACUGUACACAGGAUACAAACACACUGGAGAUACUGGUAGAAAACCACGGGCGUGUCAAUUAUGUCGAAUUUGGCCUUAAUCUACUGAAUGAACAUAGGAAAGGUUUGACCGGAGAUGUCUCAAUAGACGGCAAGAAACUGGAAUCGUGGAAUAUAAUUCCACUGGAAUUCGACAAGGAAUUUGUAAAAAGUGUAUGUCAGUGUGACAAAUGGGUGGCCACUUCUCCGUCGACCUGUUGUUACCCAGCAUUGUUCAAGGCCACACUGACAAUCACUGACGCACCGAAAGAUACUUUCCUAUGUACAAAGGGAUGGGGGAAGGGCAUUGUUUUCCUGAACGGUUUUAACCUUGGUAGGUUCUGGUGUGUCGGCCCCCAGCAGACACUCUACGUCCCAGCGCCACUCUUACAACAAGGAGACAAUCAGAUUUUGAUAUUUGAACAAGAAAAUCCAGGGAUGUCCAUCGAGUUCCUUGACGCUCCAAUAUUGGAUGAAACUGACAAAAGCAAUGUGGAGGAAGCCGACAAGGAAUACCCGACCGGUUCAUAAAUUUUAAAAUCGGAAUUUGUUUAUCAGAUAAUCAAACUGCCUCCAGCAAUACCGGUUUAUCUUUGAAGCAUCGUAGAACGGACAUACAAAUUAUUCGGAAGCUCGUUAGAGUGUCUGAAAAGAUUUACUGCCAUUUCACAAUAAAUGUGUCAUUUUGUAAUG